Molecule: messenger RNA, 842 nt
Organism: Sitophilus oryzae (rice weevil)
Lineage: Eukaryota; Metazoa; Arthropoda; Insecta; Coleoptera; Curculionidae
Product: pyruvate dehydrogenase E1 component subunit beta, mitochondrial-like
Exons: 4
Coding region: 285-827 (180 amino acids)
Biological process (GO): pyruvate decarboxylation to acetyl-CoA
Molecular function (GO): pyruvate dehydrogenase (acetyl-transferring) activity
Source: RefSeq, a predicted model, not a curated record
GGACACGAAUUUUCACCAAUAAGUCUUACUUAACCUAACUUUAUUCAUAAAUUUUGAAAUUGAAACAUAGAAGACGAGGAAAUUCUCGAUUGACGCAUGAAGUUUGAGAUAACGUCACAUGCCCGGUUACGUAUUCGACUUGCUGCGGUUCUGAAGCCUUUCUACCGAUAAACAGCACUUCUAACACGCCUUCGACCUCAGUCACCUUGAAAAAGUAAGCUACAGUAGCCUGGAACAGCCAAGAUAAGGUACAACUUUCCUAGUCUUUCAAAACCCCAUAUAGUAUGGCUUCGAGGGGCACAAUAACCAUGAAGAACAUGACCACAUUAGGUAAAGUACUGAGCAGAAGAAACUUCUCCACUUCAAAGGCUUUGGGAGCCAAACAGCUUACAGUAAGAGAUGCCCUGAACUCAGCUAUCGAUGAAGAAAUGGAAAGGGACGAAAGAGUUUUUGUUAUGGGUGAAGAAGUAGCUCAGUACGAUGGGGCUUACAAAGUUACAAGAGGACUGUGGAAGAAAUACGGAGACAAAAGAGUUAUUGAUACCCCUAUAACUGAAAUGGGCUUUACAGGUAUCGCCACGGGGGCGGCUAUGGCAGGCCUCCGCCCCAUCUGCGAGUUCAUGACCUUCAAUUUCGCCAUGCAAGCCAUAGAUCAAAUCAUCAAUUCGGCGGCAAAAACUUUUUACAUGUCUGCCGGUAGAGUAAACGUUCCUAUUGUAUUCCGGGGCCCUAAUGGAGCUGCAGCAGGUGUGGCAGCUCAGCACUCUCAGUGUUAUGGCGCGUGGUAUGCUCACUGUCCUGGUCUCAAAGUAAGAUCACUUUUCUAAAACUUUUACAAUGUG